CUGUCCCGGCUUCCUCCCGUCAGAUGCGUGGAGGCAAGCCAGGUGACAGAGCUGUUGCAGACGCUGAUUACUGUGAGCCAGAGCCAUAGUGUUGUUGUGCACUGACCAGAACGGAAUUGGCCAGGUGAACCUUUUUUGGGUAUGAAAAAGGAUGGCGAGCCAAUGAACGGCAGGACUCAUUCUGCAUUGAAGCUUCCACUGGUUGGGUAGGAAGCUAUCAAAGACAACGCUCUGUCCCCAUUUUCCAAACACACUGAUUCCCACAAUCAUACACACCAUUCCUCCCGUUUAUGGACAAUAGCGCUUGGACAUCUCUCAUGGACAUUCAGAUAAAACUCAUGGACUUCAGUGUGGAUCAGUGGUUUUGAUGUUAACAUGUGUUAAUUAUGAGGAACUGGUUUUUUUUUUUUGAGAAUCUAUAUUGCUUGGUACAAGCCAUAAACCAGAAGGAUUUGCUUAGUUGUCUUUGUGCACCCCCACCGGGUUUUGAUUAAUCGAAUAGCUGCAGCAGGAGUGAUUAUUUGAGUUUCUUUUCUUUUCUUGUUAUUUUUCUUUGGGGUUUGGUUAAAUACAUGGUACCUGCAAAAACAUUUUGUGUUGUGUGUAUUUAUUAAUUACUGCCCAUCAGCUCCAGUAGCAUUCCUAAAUCUUCUGAUUAACCUAAUAUUUCACUCAAUUCCUAGCCUCUAUUAAUUCAUUAGCGCUUCAUCAGUGUUACAUUUCUUGGCGAGCCAGCCAGGAGCUGAUUUGGUUAGUAAUUAAUAUAUAUUCAAACUCACCAAUUUAUUUUUUCCCCAUAAUGGAAGUUUUUGAGACGCUUGCCAUUAAGAUCCCAAAUGCAGUUGACGGAGUAACUGAGCACUCGGUUGAUGAAGUUAUACAUUUCCUCGAACAGUAUGGUGACACAGGCCGCAAGGUUACUAUAGAGUCACCAGAAUCUGAAUUUAAUAACAUGCUUGUCGCUGAGUACGCUUCAGGUUUAUCUUUAAUGCGUUUGUCUCAGUUGUUACCGCACACAUCUAUUUCAGAUUCAGGUGACAAACUCCAUAUUGAAAGUCUAUCUGAAAUUUAUGCAUCAAAAGUUAGUGGUUCCAAGACAAAUACUUACUUGGCAGACUUAAAAAGAAUAGCCAAAUUAUCUGGGAGGAAUUAUGCAGAAGUCCUCAGUGAGGGGAUGACCCAGAUAUGCCGGUCCCUUGCAGAGCUCAACCCAGAGACUCCAGUGGUUGCGAAACCAGAACCAGAAGAUUCAACACCUCCCGAUUCAGUCUUUCCUCCUUCACUACCAGCCUCUCUUCCAUCUAAGUCCCCUUCUGCUGCCAGUGGUGCUGAAGCACAAGGUGGAGAGAGGCAUUCUGCCUCCAUUCCAGCGGCUGAUCUCAACCUUCCUGAAGUACAGCGCUGUUGUGGAACACGUUGUUCGGAGUGGGGACAGCUCGCUGCAUGCAUUCCAUCGACUGAGAGCAUUUUCUGGUAAAGUGCCCAGGCCAAUUCAAGAGACGGAUUAUGAUACAUGGCGGUCAGGUGUUGAAAUAGCCCUGAAAGAUCCAUCUAUAUCUGAUCUGCAGCGCACCAGACUGAUUCGUGACAGUCUACUGCCUCCUGCCUGUAAUAUGGUAAAACAUCUCAGCCUUGACACACCACCAGAAGUCUAUAUGAAACAACUUGACUCAGCCUAUGGCACUGUGCAAGAUGGGGAAGAGUUAUAUGCCAAGUUCAUGGACACCUUCCAGGACAGUGGAGAAAAGCCUUCGGCCUAUUUGCAACGUCUGCAGGUGGCAUUACAGCAUGCAGCAAAAAGAGGAGGUGUUUUAGAGAAAGACAUGGACAACCGACUGUUGACUCAAUUCUGCAGGGGAUGUUGGGAUAACAAUUUAAUAUCGGAACUCCAACUUAAACAAAAGAAACACAACCCCCCCAAAUUUACUGAACUUUUAUUACUCCUUCGAACUGAAGAGGACAGAGAGGCAGCAAAGACAUUAAGGAUGAAACAGCAUUUGGGAACGACAAAACAGAAAGCCACCACUAAUGCCCAGUUUGCCAAUACUGGGGAAGAAACUAACCUCUGUACUGCGCUAACCACUCUGACUAAACAGCUCUCACAACAGAUGGCAGCUAUACAACAGCAGCUUGCAGCUUUGACAGCACAGCAGUGUAAUGCCAAACCACCGGUUGCUGCCUGCCCAGCUCCAAAGCCCUAUGGGCCGAAGAAGGUUGGUAAGACUCCAAAACCUAGCGUCUCCAGCCCUAAACCAGGGUUUUGCUUCCGCUGUGGAGAAGAUGGUCACAUUAAGCCACAAAGUGAAAAUGCACCCAAUUUGGCAUUGGUAAGCGCUAAGCGAAAACAAUUUGACAACAAACAAAAGUGGCAGAAGCAAAAGACCUCUGCUUCUGAGGAUUUAAACUAGUUCCAGUUCCUGUUGAGGGACAAACAGGAGCUGAGCUGGACCAACCUUGUCCCGCUAAGAACAAAGAGCAUGUCAAGUGUGCAAAAUUGCAGACAAAGACAAAGAUCCACACUAGAUUACCGCCAGGAUUAGUUGGAUCCAGAUGUACAGCAGAAGUCAACAUUGCAGGUUGCAACUGUCCGUGUCUACUGGAUACUGGUUCCCAGGUUACCACAAUUUCAGUUUCAUUUUAUAAUGAGCAUCUCUCCGAUCAGCCAGUCCACCCAUUGAAUGAGCUUCUUCAUGUGGAGGGGGCUGCUGGUCAGUGUGUUCCAUACCUUGGGUAUGUUGAAGUUGCCAUGACAUUUCCAAAAGACUUUCUUGGGAGUGACUUCCCAGUUCAAACACUUGCACUUGUUGUUCCUGAUGUGAGACCUGAUUUUCCAACCUCAGUACUUAUUGGCAUGAAUACACUUGAAAUUCUUUAUGAACAAUUCUCUUCUAGUAACUGUUCAUCAUUCCAGCCUACCUCUUACGGGUACAGAGCAGUUCUGCAAACUCUCCAAGUGACGUACCAACAGAAUUGUAAUGAUCAUCUUGGUGUUGUGACCACCCUUAGUAAAUCUCCUGUGCUAAUUCCAGCUGGCUGCACAGGUGUGGUCGAGGGUUCUGCCAAGCUUCUCAGCCCAGCUAGUCAAUGUGUUGUCAUUCAGCACCCGGGUUCAGGCCUGCCGGGUGGUUUGUGUGUCAGUAAUUGUCUAGUCGCUCUUAAAGCUGGUACACAUAUUCAGGUUCCAGUUGUUGUAUCCAAUGGAACAGAGCAAGACAUCUACAUACCAGCUUUGAGUGUCAUUGCAGAGCUGGGAGCCUAUGACUGCAUAGUCUCUGAGCACAGUGUGACCAACCUCCCAGAUCAGGAGAUGCUGUCAACACCACUCACUUUCAAUUUUGGUGAGUCACCAAUACCAGCAGAAUGGAAAGAACCAAUCACAACAAAACUGAAUGCCAUGUCUGAAGUUUUUUCACAUCAUGACUUGGAUUUUGGUUGCACUAAAGAAGUGAAGCACCACAUCAAGCUCCAUGACAAUACCCCUUUUAAACACAAAGCAAGACCUAUUCAUCCCCAGGACAUAGAAGCUGUUCGUAAACAUCUUCGAGAGCUUCUAGAUGCUGGUGUUAUCAGGGAGUCGGAGUCAUCAACAACAGCUGGUGUGAUUAUGCGAACGUGCACCCGGUCAAAUCUUUCUGCUCACCGGACCUGGAGUACCUGAUGGUUAAGUGCCGGCCAUUCUGGCUACCGAGGGAAUUCACAGCAGUGAUUAUUACGGCUGUUUACAUUCCCCCACAAGCCGACACUGACCGAGCACUCAGGGAACUGUACAGCGCGAUCAGCAGUGAGGAAACCGCACACCCAGAGGCGGCGUUUAUCACGACCGGGGACUUUAAUAAAGGUAACCUGAAGAAAGUUUCACCAAAACUCCACCAACACAUCCAUUUCAACACUCGUGGAGACCGGCUUCUUGACCACUGCUACACCUCUUUCCGGGAUGCGUACAAAGCCCUCCCCCGCGCACCAUUCGGCCAAUCAGAUCACCGCUCCAUCCUGCUCCUGCCCGCCUACAGGCAGAAGCUGAAACAGGAAGCUCCAACCCUGAGGGCGGUGCAUCGUUGGUCGGACCAAUCGGAGUCUAUGCUGCGGGACUGUUUUGAUCACGCGGACUGGGAAAUGUUUCACGUGGCUGCUAAUGACAUUGAUGAGUACACAGACUCAGUCUGCGGAUUUAUCAGAAAAUGCGUGGAAGAUGUCGUCCCAUCCAGAACAGUUAAAUCCUUCCCAAAUCAAAAACCCUGGAUUAACGGAGAUGUUCGCACGGCGCUGGCGGCACGGAGCACCGCUUUUGCCUCCGCGAACACAUCGGACUACAAACACGCACAUUACCAACUCCGGAAGACGAUCAAAGCAGCCAAACGUGAGUACAGGGACAGGGUGGAGCAACAGUUUGACAACCCUCGGAGUAUGUGGCAGGGACUAAACACAAUCACAGACUUUAGAGGGAAAACCAGCACACCGCAGACCACGGCCUCUCUGUGUGAGGAUCUGAACGUAUUCUACGCUAGAUUCGACACAGCGAACACCAUGAGACCGGACAGUGCGCGCACCGAGGAUGACGUCAGUGCGCACACUGUGUCUGAGGAGGAUGUGCGGAAGUGCUUCAGGAGGGUGAACGCAGGCAAAGCUACUGGUCCGGACGGGAUUCCCGGCCGCGUCCUCAAGUCAUGCGCGGCUCAGCUGGCUGGAGUGUUUACACACAUCUUCAACCUUUCCCUCUCUCUGUCUGUAGUCCCAGCCUGCUUCAAAAUGGCCACCAUCGUCCCUGUACCCAAAUCCUCCACCAUCUCCUCAUUGAACGACUGGCGACCUGUAGCCCUGACCCCCCCAUCGUGAGCAAAUGCUUCGAGAAGCUGGUCAGGGACUUCAUCUGCUCUGCACAGUUCGCAUACCGCCACAACAGGUCCACUGAUGAUGCCAUAGCCCUGACACUCCAUGCUGCCCUGUCACACCUGGAGAAGAGAGACACGUAU
Molecule: messenger RNA, 4970 nt
Organism: Pelmatolapia mariae (spotted tilapia)
Lineage: Eukaryota; Metazoa; Chordata; Actinopteri; Cichliformes; Cichlidae
Exons: 2
Coding region: 3658-4833 (391 amino acids)
Source: RefSeq, a predicted model, not a curated record